AUGAAUCACUUAAGUUUCGUAAAUGGAAGUAGCCAAGAUGAAAACUUUAAAGAUCAAAGAGAUGCUGAGCUCGAUGAAUUCGAAACAUCGAGUAAUGCUUUCAAAAUGGCGCAAUCUUCUUCGUCGAGGAACAGAAGGCAGAAGAAGUUGAUUGAUUCGGACUCUGACUCCGAUAAGGAAAAUGCAGUUAAUGGGUACGUUACUACAGGUUGUAUCUAGUAUUUGUUUUUUCGCGACCACAGAAACCAUCGAACACGUAUACUAUUUUUUUGUGCAACAGUGAUCGUAUAUUUUUGUCGAUCGCAUCGAAUGAUGUUUAUUCACUCUCCGAACAAAGCCUUUUUUGUCAUCUCGAGGACACCAAAAUCGAACAAGUGACAGAAAGGCUCUAUAGCAGGGAGAAUGUUUAUUAUAGACCUAAGGUUCUGUUACUUUCGAUCGCAAAUUAGAUAUAGAACCCAUGGAUGAAUACGGCUGAGUUCGAAUCGAGCAAUACACACUGAAUUUGAAAACACAGGCUACGGUAUAAGCCAGGGGCUGAUACCAAAAUUCUUUGCUUCCUUACAGUCUUUCUUCCCCAGCCAAGCUGGUCAAAAAAGACCUCCAUGAAUUAAAAGAAGAAAGGAUAGCUGCUUUUAAGAAAGGCAUUGAGUACAACGCAAAGGAAUUUGACAUCCCACCUUCUUCAGAUAGUGAGGUAAGCUUACACUUACUUGCUUAAAAGCUAGUUUCACUAGCGACGGAAUCAGUGUUGGAGUUGUAAUCGGAAGCAUAGAGCCUUUAAUACGAUCGAUUGAAAACAGUGCCUUGAAUCUGCUUACAACUCUGUUGCUAACUAUCUACUGAGAACUACAAUUAGGUUGUCGGAGUAACCUGCGUAACAGGCGCUUUAUUAGCCAAGUGAGGCAAAUGCGGCAUUUUGAGCAAAGCGCGAAGGGAGGAGAAAAAUAAAGUGCCUGUUUACCAGUCGACUGUUCUGGCUCUUCCUCCUGCCUACGCCCACAACUAUUGACUGACAGCAGUGAUGUUGGGUGAUGUCAAAAGGACCAGUCAAAACAGGAUCCAUUACUUGAAAAUUGUCACCUUUCUGGCUACCAGAAACACCGACAGCAGCAUAAACCACAGGAAAUAACAACUACAAGAGAUUUACUCAGUCAAAGUUUAGUUUAUGUCCAAACACAGCGGCGAGAAAGAAAAGGGGGAAAACCUGUUAUUCAAACAAAUUCCAAGGUCACGUUUCACAUUUAUAUCACAAGCUUAUGAGUGGUGUUUGGCUUGUCAACACUUUCAAAAAGUUAGUAAGUCAGGCCCAUGGGGGUACUCUGGAUUUCAAGUGACAGGGAUUAUUGAAGGAUUUUUUUGGGUCUAAAAUUUUCAAUUCCAGGACUUUUUUGGGUAGGAAAAUAAUAUUUGGCAAGUAUUUUUUUGGGUUAAGUAAGGAUUUUUGGGACUAUUCAGAACAAUCUGUCAAAGGCUCAUCGCCACAUAGUUCUCUGAAUGAAGUACAACCAAAGUUGUCUGCGGAAAUUUGGCAUGGGAUUUUUUGGGGGUUAAUAUUUGGCCCAGGGAUUUGCUUGGGUUUUGAUUUUUUCCCUGAUUCGAUCAUCGCGGGACUUAAAAUCUGGAGUACUGCCCCUGGGAAAUCAGGCUUUAUCCAAACCUAGUUGGAAGCAAUCCGAUCAAAGAACAUCUUUCCUCUUAAGUAAUAAUGUUAAACAUUGCUUUUGGUUUUCCUUUAUUUCCAGAACAACGCAUCAUCAAUUAACCAAUUUAUUGGAAUGCAACCUUCAUCUGGUGAACAUGGAAAGAGCCAGGACAAUGAACUGGUAACAGGCGCGUUUUUUUUUCUCCUCCCCUCAUCUUGCUCUUCGUGCAAACUGCCGCAUUCGCCUCGCUUGGCUCAUAAAGCGCCUGUUAUGCAGGCUAUUGUCGGAGUUGCAAGCAGAAGCAUACAACUGAACUUAUCACAAUCAUGGGACAUGCAUAUUUCUCUUAGGUAUGUCCCUUGGCUUCUGCUUCUGACUCUGACAAUGUUGUUGUUACUAGAUCGUAUGUGACAAGGUCAAAGCUGAGUCAGCAGAAAUAGAAACAUUCUGAUUCUUCUGACUUCGAUUCCAUUUAGCUUAUGCUACAGCUGUACAUGUAUGGCUCUGCUUACAUCUAAAAACUUUGUUUGUCUUUUCACUGCCAUGUUUGCUCUUUUCACUCUCACAACUCUGCUUAUGACUGGCUCCAUUGCAACUGAAAACCAGCCUUAAGGCCCCAAGGGGUUACUCCAGAGUUAAUGAUUGGAAAGGGGCAAAAAUCAAAACACAAAAAAAUACAUGUAUCCCUGGACCAAAAAUUAACCCCUGAAAAACCCCAUGCCAAAUUUCUAAGCCUUAGAAUUUUUCCAUUUUGGAUGAUAUUACACUAAGAAAAAUAGAAAUUGAAUGUUUGUGGUUGUUUAUUAGUCAUACCAUGUCUGAAUAUAUUUUUGUCUUAACUGAUUAACUAGAAUUACAUGGCCAGCAUACAUAUGUGGCACUAUACCACUCUAUACCAAUCUUCAGAUUGUUUUGUAAAUGUCUGACUAAUAUUGCAAUAUUUUUGGACAUAAUGCACCAAUCACUCAAAGCAUUUGAGGCGUGAAAAACUUAAUAAGUGCUGCGGCACUUAUUUGAGUAGAUACGAUAUGCCAAUUUAUGACUGACCAAUUUUGGAAUAUAUCCUUUCAAAAUAAAUGUUUGAAAGGACACAUGUACUUUUAAGUAAGAAAAAAAUUCCAGCUCUGGAACUACAAAAAAACCUACUUAAGUCAAGGAACCCACUUAACCAAAACAUUCCUUCCCCAAAAAAUCCAAGGAUGGAGGAUUUCAAACCCCCCAAAAUCCUUUGAUAAUUCCCAUUCAAGUAUCCAAGUACCAAAUUAUACUAAAAAAGAAUGAAACAGUUAACUGAAUUUCCUUUUUAAGCUUUCAUAUCUGAAUUCAUUAAUCCAGCUUUGAGCAACUGGGCCCUGGUAUUUUUAAUUGUCUACUAUGAGGUGUACUACAGCUCAUGGAGGUUCAACUGUAUUUUAUCUAAAGUUUGAUAGGCCUCCACGAAAUGAACAUUGCUCAAAGGAUCAGGCGGAGGAUACAGAGGUUUAUGAAACUUCGGAAAGUAGUCAAGAGAUAAUCGCACCCGCCUCAUCACAAAAGAAAAAGUUAUCAAGUGUUUUGGUCUCCAACUCUGAGGAGGAUUCCACAUCUGAUGCAGGGUAAAGUUAUUAUCAUUUGGAAGAUAAGUGAGUUAAUUAUGUGCAGUCAAACCCCGCUUUAUGGACACCCACCAAAUACCAACAUCUCAUUAUUACGGACAGUUUGCUUUGUCCCUGGAAAAAGAAAGCCCUUUUUUAUGAUCUAGAAAUUCAACCCACUUUAAUAAUACAGACACCCUGUUCAUAUGCCGAUUAUUGACAUCUUUUAUGGUCCCCUCAGUGUCGGUAUUAAUGGGUUUUGACUGUAUAAUUUAUGCUUUCAUGAAAUCUUGUUUGAUUGAGUACAUUAAUCAAGGGGAAACGUAAGGAAAUUCUUUCCUUUUUUGGACACUCAGACUCCGCCUUCUGACUUUUGUUUGAUUAGUAUCAGGAUCCUUAAAAUGUGUUUCAUUGAGCACAAUAAUCAAGUGCAAACCUAGAUGAAAUUUUUUGCUAUUUUCUUGCACCCUUACUCCACCCUGUGAUAUAUGUCUGAUCGGUAAUAAAACCCAUGAUGUGUUUGACUGAGGACAGUAAUUGAGUGCAAACCUAAAAAAUUCUUUGGUUCUUUUCUUUCAGUCUUACUCCACCUUCUAAAACGGGAAAACGCGUAAUCCCACCAAGCAAAGAGAAGAUCAAAAGAAACCGUCUUCUUCAAGAAUUACAAGAAAAAAGAAAAAGAAAGUCUUCUACAAGGAAAGCCUCUGAAAGUGAGGAAGCUGGUCAAGAAAACCCUACACUUUGUAACUUCUCACUUACAUCAGAUAAUGAGGUUAGCUUUCAUUAUUUUACAUUGUAACUUGUUGACUACAGCUACCAGUGCUUCUAACCUACUCAUUCACUGUAAUUUUGCCAACAAAAGCUGUUCAAAACUAGUGAAGAGGUUUUCUGGUCACUCUCCAGCCUAAAAGCACCAAAUCAUCCCAAAACAUGUACAAUCUGACAAGUCAAGCACUAUGCUAAAUUACAGCUCCUGAAGUUCAGGUAUGCACAGAGGGCAAAAUUCGGAGACAGUUUUUGUGUUUAAAAGUGACACUGCCUGUAGUUAACCCGGGCUCUUGAGAGUAGAGUCAUGAGUGAAGACUUCUCUGAAAUUCAAAAACGUGUAUAUUCUCAGACCAUGUGCUUUAUGCUAAUUUUUACAAUAAUCAUGUGACUUUCCUGAUGUAAAUAUCAGUGCAUAUCAAGUUAUUACAUUCCUCCCCUUUCAGUUAGAGAAAUAGAAAUGUGAUUAUUAUCAGCAUGUUAAUUUCUAGAAAAUCAUUAUUUGUAAUCAUGAUACAAAACUAGUUUGGUGCAAUCAACAUUCAACAUAAAAACAACAAAAUCAAUGUUCAAUGUUCUCAUUCAAUGUUCUCAUUCUGCACUAUGCCUAUUUUGCAAAAUCUCCUUAGUGUCUGUCAAACACUGAUAAAUGCUUUGUCAUCGAUCUCCUGGGUAAAACCUCUGUUGUGGUCUCAGUGCUAUCUCUUGGACUGGUAGCUGUGUCAUUGCUUUGUGUUUCAACUCUUGUUUGCUGUUCAUAUGAAGGUGGUACAUUGUAUCUGCCUAGGUUGUGACUGUCCCAGAGCAUCAUCCUCAUUUGUGCCCUGUGCACUUAUCUUAA
Porites evermanni is the source of this 4826-nucleotide messenger RNA. Lineage: Eukaryota; Metazoa; Cnidaria; Anthozoa; Scleractinia; Poritidae. The record is from the annotation of a GenBank genome assembly.